This is a messenger RNA of Rhea pennata, 783 nucleotides long. Its product is annotated as olfactory receptor 12D1-like. Gene Ontology annotation, biological process: G protein-coupled receptor signaling pathway. Gene Ontology annotation, cellular component: membrane. NCBI's taxonomy places the organism in Eukaryota, Metazoa, Chordata, Aves, Rheiformes, Rheidae. The transcript is spliced from 3 exons. The coding region runs from base 1 to 783 and encodes 260 amino acids. Gene Ontology annotation, molecular function: G protein-coupled receptor activity; olfactory receptor activity; odorant binding. The record is from RefSeq and is a predicted model, not a curated record.
AUGGAAAAAGUGGAAAGGGACAGUGGAACAUCAACAUGGAAGUUCCUCCUGCUGGGAAUGGGGAAUGUCCCCUCACUCCAGACACCACUCUUCCUCCUCUUGCUCAUGAUCUACUUGGUGACUGUAGUUGGGAACAUCCUCAUCAUUGUGCUGGUGGUGACAGACCAACACCGGCACACCCCCAUGUACUACUUUCUGGGCAGUCUCUCCUCCCUGGAGAACUGCUACAGCUCCACCAUCCUGCCCUGGCUACUGGCCAGCUUCCUGACUGGGGACAGGACCAUUUCUGCUCGGGGCUGCAUUGCACAACUACAUUUGUUUGGCUCUUUUGCAGCUAGUGAGUGCUACCUGCUGGCAGUCAUGUCCUAUGAUUGGUUCCUCCUCCUGGGAAUUAUGGAAACACAGGACCUGCAGGUCUUGAACUUCUUACUCUUCUUGAGCAUCUACCUGGCUGCCCUCAUGGGCAACAGCCUCAUCAUCACAGCCGUAACCUGCAACCACCGCCUCCACACCCCCAUGUACUUCUUCCUCCUCAACCUCUCCAUUCUUGACCUUGGCUCCAUCUCUACCACUGUCCCCAAAUCCAUGGCCAAUUCCUUCACUGGCACAUUUGCUCACCUGAAGCCCUCUUCAAUCUCCUCACUAGUUCUGGAUCUGGUGGUGGCUGUUCUGUACAUGGUGGUGCCUCCAGCAGCGAACCCCCUCAUCUACACCAUGAAGAACAAGGAGCUCAAAGAGGCGCUGAGCAAACUGAUUAAAUAUUUACAAGGUCAAUGCCAAUAA